ACAUCUAAACUCACUUAUUCUUCUUCAUCAAGUUGUACAUUUUUCAUUUUGAAUGUUUUGAAAGUUAUUUAAGUAGAAAAACAAGGUUUUUCUUCAUUGCUCGACUAAUCAUUUGAAUAAACGAUAAAUUAUUACCAGAAGCAGUUUUAAUUUGUUCCAAGCACAAGAGCGUGUGCAAUUUUGCUAUGAAGCAGAUGGCAUAGUAGUGCAGGUUAAACAGUAGACUGGAUAUUGCAUCUUUUUUAAAUGUUUUAUAUUAGCACUCUUUCAGACUGUGUAGGCCUGUGCUUUCCACACCUGAAUAGUCUCCCUGGCAUACAGAUCCCUUACUCUAUUAGUAGUUUGUAUACAGUUUCACUUUCAUUUUGCAGGAGGCCUUAUUCUCAACCCAAUAUGGCCUCACCAUAUUUAUGAGGCUGGUCAAAGAUGUGUUGACAUGGAUUUCUAUGGCUACAUGCUCCAGCUUGGUACCCAAACAGGUCGGUACUGUGAUCCAUAAAACUGCAAUGCAACUGAACAAGUCUACUAGAAUGGGUAAUUUGCUGUUUUUUCCUGUAAAUCCACAUGUGAAUUGUAGUGUGGUUUGUUUUCUGAAGAAUCCGUAGCAAACUACAUAGAGUAUAGGCCUACAGUGAAAAUCACUUUUAUUGAUUUAAUAUUGCCUUAAAACAGAAACCAAGUCAAUUUCUCAGUUUAAAAAAAACAUCAAAUCAGUCAUGAACAUACAUUUGGUAUCGCUGGCAUGCAUGAACUUUGAACAUUGAUGCGUUAUGAGUGACCACGUGUACUACAAGUGCAAAUGUAAAUGUUGUCACUGAUAGGCGUAUUGCUGUCAUGUGACUACUCCCACAACCCGGAAAGGGAAUUCUAUGACAGCGGAUCAGUUGACGUCGAAUAGGAUUUAUAUUGAAACAACAUUUGGGAAAGUGUGAAAUGAUUUUCUACCGACGUUUGGUCGAGUCAUUUAACUUUGGAGUCACAUGCCGACCAAUUGCAACUAUUUUCUAGCAUCCGGUGCUGUCGUCAUGCAUCAUAACAGUUGCAUCUCGGUUUUUCUCGUGGGCUUACUGUGUUCCUAUGGAUUUCUGAGCUGUGUGUCUUCCUGUAGUAAGGAACCUGAACCAGAAACACCUGACUGGCGAAUGACAUUAAAAACCAUUCGCAAUGGGAUCCAUAACAUUGACAAAUACCUCAACGUUGCUCUGGACUUAUUUGGAGGUCAUGAUGGAUUGUGUCACUAUGAAUGCAGCGAUGGUUACAAACCAGAACCCCGGCCUGGUUACAAACCACCCCCACCCAAUGGAUGUGGGACGCCCCUCUUCGGAGUCCAGUUUGACAUCGGCAUCCCGUCCUUGACCAAGUGCUGUAACCAGCACGACCGUUGCUAUGACACCUGUAACCGUGAUAAACACGACUGUGACGAUGAGUUCCAGGAAUGCCUGGAGACCAUCUGUAGGAGAUUACAGAAGAUGUUGGGACUGGCCCAGAGUGUCCAAGCGUGUGAGAAUACUGUGACCCUGCUGUUUGAGGCUGUCAUGCACAUGGGGUGUAAACCCUACAUGGACAGCCAGAGAGACUCCUGCAUAUGCAAAUUUGAAGUCAAGAGGGAUCUAUGAGCUGAUAAUUUUGUAGAAUUGUUCUCCUAUGCAAAGGUUGUUUAGUGGUUGUUGUGUAUGUAAUUUGUUUGUUCUGCUACACAUUAUAUGGAGUAUCAAUUAAGAGAGCGAAUAUGAAUGUUUAUAAAAGGUAAGAAGAAAUUGAAAGACAAAUGUAUGACUACAAGCACAUAAUCAUACAGUGAUAAGGGUAAUGGCUACAUUAUAUUGCCCAGUAAUUGUAUUGUUUUGGUUACUUUAUAAUUAUUUAUAUUGAAUGUGUAAAUAGGCAUGUUUACCUGUUGAUGGAGCCACUAUGGAGUGUUGACCCUGUGGCCUCCCGAGUGGUGCAGUGGUCUAAGGCACUGCAUUGCAUUGCUAGCUGUGCCACUAGAGAUCCUGGUUCGA
Molecule: messenger RNA, 2003 nt
Organism: Coregonus clupeaformis (lake whitefish)
Lineage: Eukaryota; Metazoa; Chordata; Actinopteri; Salmoniformes; Salmonidae
Product: group XIIA secretory phospholipase A2
Exons: 4
Coding region: 981-1616 (211 amino acids)
Biological process (GO): phospholipid metabolic process; lipid catabolic process; arachidonate secretion
Cellular component (GO): extracellular region
Molecular function (GO): A2-type glycerophospholipase activity; calcium ion binding
Source: RefSeq, a predicted model, not a curated record